GCGUAAGCAAUUUCAGUCGGGAGUUACGAAUUAUUACACGAACGUUAGUAAAAAAAAUCGUCAAUAAAUAAACACAGAAAUAAUAUUUUAUCGUAUUUCUUAUACGCAAUAAAUAGGACAGCAAAUGUAUUCCUCCAUUAAUUCCACGAACGGUUAAAUUUUAACCUCUGGCAUCAUAAUCAGAAAUCAAAGGGCGAUUCAUGCCAGAUAGCUGGUAUGUGUUUGUAUUACACAAUUGAAAUACUUUCGUCUUAACAGAUGAUUCUACAAUGAACAGAAUUAGGUUAGCUUCUUUAUUGAUUUUCCUCUGUCCUGUGGUUUCUGAGCAACCACCAAAUAUUAUUAUUAUUGUGGCAGAUGAUCUGGGGUGGAAUGAUGUUCAAUUCCAUGGUUCGCAGCAAGUUCCCACACCAAAUUUGGAUGCAUUCGGACGGGCCGGAGUCCACUUAAAUAAUUAUUAUGUCUCUCCGAUAUGUACGCCUUCCAGAGGAGCUUUAAUGUCUGGGAGGCAUCCGAUUCAUUUAGGUCUGCAACAUGAUGUCAUAUAUGCUGGUGAACCUUGGGGUCUGCCUCUAAAUAUUACUAUUCUUCCUCAGCAUUUAAAACGUUUGGGAUACGCUACUCAUGCUAUAGGAAAAUGGCAUUUGGGGUUUAAUCGAAAAGAAGCUACACCAACAAUGAGGGGUUUUGACAGUCAUUAUGGAUACUGGACUGGCCAUGAAGAUUAUUAUGACCAUACUGCAGAGUCGCCUGUAGGUUGGGGUACAGAUUUUCAUAAUGAUCUAAAAACUAUUAGAAAUGAAGCAGGAAAAUAUGCAACAGAUCUUUUUACACAAAGAGCAAUAGAAAUAAUUAAUAAGCAUAAUUCAUCUCAGCCUCUCUUUCUGUACGUAGCACACUUAGCUGUUCACGUAGCUAAUUCCUAUAAUUUAUUCCAAGCACCACCUAAUUAUGUAAACAGAUUUCCUCACAUUAAUGAUAACAGAAGGAGAAUCUUUGCAGGUAUGAUAUCAGCAUUAGAUGACAGCAUUGGUAAACUAUUUAUGGCUCUAAAUGAAACAUCUAUGUUAGAAAAUUCUGUAAUAGUUUUUACAAGUGAUAAUGGUGGAGCAGCUGGAGGAAUUGAUCAAAGUGUUGGCUCUAAUUGGCCAUUAAGAGGAAGUAAAUACACUUUGUGGGAAGGUGGGGUGAAAGCCAAUGGCAUAUUUUGGACUUCCUUUUUAAAUAAAUCCCAUUAUAAUUCUUAUAAUUAUUUGAUGCAUAUAUGUGACUGGUUGCCAACUUUAUAUUCUGCUGCAGGUGGUGAAGUAAGUGAUUUAGGUUCUAUAUAUGGACAUGAUAUGUGGAAAAGUUUAUUAUUUAAUUUACCUUCACCUCGUGAAGAAAUUCUCCACAACAUAGACCCUAUUUGGAAGAAUGCUGCUUUAAGAAGGGGAGAUUAUAAGAUUGUAAUUGGAACAGUGUUUAAUGGAGAAUAUGAUGGAUGGUACCCUACAAUUGGAAAUGAGAAACCAGAUUGUACUUUCUCAAAUACAUCUCCGGUGGAAAAUAUUCUAAAAUCAAAAGGAUGGAAUUUGGAUAAAGAAAAAAGUUAUAUCAUUACUUGCAAACAACCUCCUCCUAUAAAUAAAACACACGAAUGUAUCGAUAUACACUCUCCUUGUCUCUUCAACAUUGCAGAUGAUCCUUGUGAAUACAAUAAUUUAGCUAAAUCUAAUCGAAAGAUUUUAAAAGAAUUAGUUAAAAGUGUUACGGCAUGGAGCAAGACAGCUGUACCACCUGGAAAAGUUCCAGCUGACCCAGCGGCAAAUCCAGUUUUUCAUCAAUACGCUUGGGAACCCUGGCAAGAUUAGACAGUAAAUUUGUAACAAAAGAUAAAAAAAAAUUCAUUGUCAUAAUUUUUUUAAUAUAUACAAAGUAAUACAGAAGAAAAUUAUCAUGGAACAAAAUUAACAUACAACAAUAAUGAUAUAAUUAAUAUAUGUAUAUUUAUACAAAAAAUUAAAAUGAUGAGAAUAUGUAUCUAUGCUGAAAACAGAUACAAACAAAUUCAAAAUAGCAUGACAUAUAAUUUAUAAUAUCUAACAAAUUUAUAUUUCAAACCCUAUAAACAUAUUAAGGAAUAAAAUUUCAAUUGAGCUUUCAAAGAAUCAGAAAAAAAUAUCUCAUUUUAUGAUUAGCAAAUGACUAUGUAUUCAAUGCCUUGUUACAGAAGAUUGCACAAUUAUUAAAUAAAAAAAGAUAUAUUAUUUUUAUCUGUGUAAAUAAAACUGACUAUUUAACAAGCACAAUACACAAAUUUGAAAAUUAGUGCAGAAAGACCAGCUUUCUGUAAAUUAUUAUUAUUUUAAAAGGAAAUUUGCAUUAUGUACAAAAUUUAUUUUAA
This is a messenger RNA of Centruroides sculpturatus (bark scorpion), 2386 nucleotides long. Its product is annotated as arylsulfatase B-like. The transcript is spliced from 9 exons. The coding region runs from base 270 to 1853 and encodes 527 amino acids. Lineage: Eukaryota; Metazoa; Arthropoda; Arachnida; Scorpiones; Buthidae. The record is from RefSeq and is a predicted model, not a curated record.